Messenger RNA from Labrus bergylta (ballan wrasse), 1894 nucleotides. RefSeq names its product gap junction protein alpha 10 b (gene gja10b). Gene Ontology annotation, molecular function: gap junction channel activity. Gene Ontology annotation, cellular component: connexin complex. The record is from RefSeq and is a predicted model, not a curated record. Gene Ontology annotation, biological process: cell-cell signaling. Lineage: Eukaryota; Metazoa; Chordata; Actinopteri; Labriformes; Labridae.
AUGGGUGAUUGGAAUUUAUUGGGGAGUAUAUUGGAAGAGGUCCACAUUCAUUCCACCAUCGUGGGCAAGAUCUGGCUCACCAUCCUCUUCAUCUUCCGGAUGCUUGUCCUCGGUGUCGCAGCCGAGGAUGUGUGGGAUGACGAGCAGAGCGAGUUCGUUUGCAACACCGAGCAACCGGGCUGCAAGAACGUCUGCUACGACCAGGCGUUCCCCAUCUCGCUCAUCCGCUACUGGGUCCUGCAGAUCAUCUUCGUGUCCUCUCCGUCCUUGGUUUACAUGGGGCAUGCCUUGUACCAUUUGAGGACCCUGGAAAAGGAGAGGCACAGAAAGAAAGCCUGUCUGAAAGCUGAGCUGGAGGGGAAGGACCCCGUCCAAGAGGACCACAAGAGAAUAGAGCGAGAGCUCAGAAAACUAGACGAACAGAAGAAAGUAAGGAAAGCUCCCCUCACAGGCUCCUUGUUGCGCACAUAUGUGUUCCAUAUCUUAACGAGAUCUGCGGUGGAGGUGGGCUUCAUUAUUGGUCAGUGUGCUCUGUACGGGAUCGGACUGUCUCCUCUGUACAAAUGUGAGCGCUUGCCUUGCCCCAACAGUGUUGAUUGUUUUGUGUCUCGGCCGACAGAGAAGAACAUUUUCAUGGUGUUCAUGCUGGUUAUAGCUGGGGUUUCUUUAUUCCUCAACCUGCUGGAGAUUUUCCACCUGGGGGUGAAAAAGAUCAAGCAGAGCUUGUACGGAUACAAAUAUGGAGACGACGACAGCGUGUACAGGUCAAAGAAAAACUCGUCGGUGCAACAGGUCUGUGUGCUCACUAACUCCUCGCCUCAGAGGUUGAUGCAGCUCACACAGAGGACCUGUCAUGCUGUGCCUGACGCUCAUUGGGAGCCUUUAAGUGUUGUCCCAGGGGCCCCUCAGAAUCAGGAGGGGUCGGCCAGCUCCAACCAGCGUCCCAGCCAAGUGGACAUCCAGGCUCUCCAUCAGCUGGGAGAGUUGGAGCGACGGCCUACUUUCGACAACGGGAUGCCUUCAAGCAGCAGCAACGAAUCAAAUGGACUUCAAAGCUCAGGGCAGCCUCAGUACGCAGGACCAAGACCCACACUGAUGGGGGGCCACAUGGAGAUCCCAGCGUCCCUGAGGAUCCCUCAGAGGAAGCAGAGCAAAGUGAGUGUGUGCAAGGAGUUCAGUGACACGAGUGAUUCUCCAGAGAGCGGUCACUACCCCACAGCCAGGAAGUGCAGCUUCAUGUCUCGAGGAAUGUCAGAGGGGAAGCUGGCCUCUCCGUCUGACAGCGCCGACUCUCAGAGCGGGACGGAUGCAGAGACCCAGCACCUAAACCAGGGGGAGAGUCCAAUGACGACUCCACCGCCUCCAUCCAGCGGGAGGAGGAUGUCCAUGAGCAUGAUCCUGGAGCUAUCUUCUAUCAUGAAAAAGUAAAACGACAAAGACUGUUACGGGACGAGCGCUUACAGGCUGACAGGAUUUCUAAAGGGGCCGAUGGAUCUGCUUUCUUUUCAUACGAAAAUACGUUGAAAUAGAUACUGCAUAGACAUAUGUACAAUAUGUCUAUGUAGUAUCUAUUUCACAUUAUGACAUUAAGAGGUAAAAAAAGAUGCUUCAUGUUUUGUCAAAAUUAUAUCUCCAACUUCUGAUGACUUUUGUAUUGACAGAUUGCAAACUUCUAGCUCUUUAGUGUUUUGUGUAUUUUUGGAUACUGCAAAUCAAAUAUGAAUCCCAAUAAGUUUUUGGCUUAAAGCAUUUAUGUGAUUGCUCAUAAGAUGAGACAAAAAAUACCUUGUUUCAAUGAUAUUUGAUUAAAGAUUUUAAUUACAGAUUGUGGAAUUGGCGGCCACAAUAAACAAAGAGAACUCUUCAAAUGUAUUUAUGUCUGUUUAUCAAAAAG